Messenger RNA from Medioppia subpectinata, 2140 nucleotides. NCBI's taxonomy places the organism in Eukaryota, Metazoa, Arthropoda, Arachnida, Sarcoptiformes, Oppiidae. The record is from the annotation of a GenBank genome assembly.
AUAAAGUACCCACAUUUAAAAUAUAUUGAUUGCAAUCAAUACGAUAUACAAUGGAAAACACAUUUACUGCCCAUAAUUAAGAGCCAAUCGGUGUUUGUCGCGUACGAGUCGUUGAUAAAUGAGAUCAUUUAUCUCUACCCAACUCUACCAUUGCAUAAGUCUAAUGAAAAUCUAAUGCUAGCUAUUGGCGGCGUAUUAGUCCGCAAACAGUUUAACCCGUGGAUUAAAUACCGAUUUAAACACAUUAUAAAAAUAUUUGUUUAUCAUAAUGAAAGAGACGGGACUAUUAUUGUGGCGAACGAGGUAAAAAAAAAACACAACUGUUCGCCCUACUUAUGUCUGACAAAUACGGGAACCGCUCAUAUCUGGGGCAGUAAUGAUAGCCAACAGUUGGGUCCACUCGUGGUGAGAGUCGACGGCCAACCAUAUCGUUCACAAUUGUACAAAAACGGUCGCCGUUAUCGACACGCCAUCUGCGGACCCGACCAUACGGUACUCAUUACGACCACUGGUGUCAUACAGGUGUGCGGUCUUCAGCGUUGGUCACCGGUGGCUAAAAAUGGCCACUUAUUUGGCAUUGUUAUCGUCAGCCCUGAAACUCAAUUCAAACGCAUUGACACCACUUAUAGCAAUCGUGUGGUUAUAGCGACCGCAAUGGAUGGCCAGCACUUCAUUGUGGGAACAGAUAAUGGUUUGCAUAUCUUUACACCCAUUGAUAUACCGAUGGGUUGUUCGCUGUUUGAUGUUUACGCCGAUUAUUGCGGUUUUAAACGCACUUUCAAUUCAAUUGUCGAUUUGAUUCGCGACGCGAUAUCACUGUCGGACACGACCACAGCUGUAGUCACCGAAUCCAUUGGUUCCCAUUCUUACUAUCAUUUGAAGCCCGAAUCAAAUGUCGAUAUCAUUGUCGAAAGUGACGAAGAGAUCUAUUUAUCUGAUCCCGAAGAAGUUGAAGACAAAGAGACCAAUCGAUUGCAGACACAAUCACUGAUGUCAUCCAAUUUAUCACAUUUUGGUCCACAUAUUGACUAUGAAUGUCACAAAUCGGGAUCUGUAUUACCCGACGGCCCGUCACUUGUUUUGAUAUCGGAUUCAAUUGAUCCUAAAUCCACUAAAAAUGCAAUGAAUUUACGUCUCACUGAAUGUGGAGAUAAUGCGGGAACCGUUGACUCGAUUAGUAGUAUUGAUCCAAAUAUAGAUUUUCAAAACCAUUUGUUGGCAAACAAAGAGUCCAUACAAUCGAUGAACAACUGUUCCGAAAGCGAUGAAGAGGUCUAUAUGUCUGAUACGGAAGGCGAAGGAUUGUAUAAUACGGGAACCAUUAGCGAUAAGAGCACCACUUGUUGUGAUCCGAUCGUAAAGCAACAUUUGUUGAAAGCGUUUAACAAUCGAUUGGAUUUUGAUUUAAGAUUUAUUGUCGAAAAUAAAGUGAUUUAUUGUCACAAAACUGUUCUCAAGAUUAGAAACAAAGAGUUUUGGAGAAUAUGUGAACAAAAUAUGUUUAAUGAAAGGGAUAUCGAAAUCAAUGCCUAUUCUUAUGACACAAUUAAAGCGUUUCUCAUGUUUUUGUAUGGAUUGCGACCCGAAGUGAAUGACCAGAACUGUCAACAACUGUUAGGUUUAGCCGAAGACUACGGCGAACGCGGACUUAAGAAUAUGUAUCUUAAAUCCAAUCAAUUGUUAGUGGAGAGAAUCGGAGCCAUCGGUGCCCUCAAAGUGACCGUCAGUUCUGGCAAAAAGUCUUUGACGAUAAGCAAUGUCUACGGCUUGGGUGCGGGCGCUGUGGCCGACAUUAAUGGCGGCAAAAAUGGCCGCAAAAAUGUGGACGAAAAACAAGAAGUGAAGACAAUUACCGAACCUUUAUAUAAGAAAUAUAUGAAUUCGUUGUCAACGAAGGACUCUUCGGCCGGUCUAUUGGUUUUAGCCGAAGGUGGAAACGCUGGGGAGGCUGUGAUCGCCACCCGUGAGGGUCACCUCGACGUUAAGGGCGCCUCCGGUUUCAAACUCGGAUCCUAUACUGAGAUCUCUGCCAGAGGUUAACACAAAUCCCAAGCAUUUCUAAAUCAAUAUUUGCCACAAAUUAAUAAUAAUUUAUUAUAAUUUCUAUUAAUAAAAGUUUUUAAAAGCAAAAUCAAAACAA